AGCAUCCACGAGGGACAGAAAAGAAUGUUGCGAUGACGUAGGUUACCAUACCUGCACAUUUUGUUGUUUUGUUCCUGUCGACGAGCCGUUAUUCUGCGAACUGUGACCCGACUGUCAGAUGAGAGAUGAAGAGGGUAGCGUUUGGUUCCUUUGCUGUGACGCAGCAGCCCGAGCGUUGCCACGGGGACCUGCUGAAGAUCUUCCGGCGGGCGGUGCGCAGCGUCAUGACCAUGUGCCGCGUCUGCCGCAUCUUCAUGUCUCACUCCAACUUCAGCUGCGGCAUGCAGCUCAACAUGUUGGAGAACUUCAACCAGCAGAGCUCAACGGGCAAAACCCUCGUGUUUGACCUGAACUACUUCAAAGUCAAAAAGAACCACAUCCCCCAAAAGCUGGUGGAGAUCAUGUGGCAUCACCCGGAGCACAGGGCGGAGCCGGACGUGCUGCUGCUGCAGAGCCUGAUGUCCACCAUGGACGGCUUCCGCAGAUACAGCCCUCCGCUCCAGCUGCUGCUCUCGCGCAUCGUACGCUACCAGAGGCUGGAGAGGCGUAGGGUGGUUGUGAAGAGAGGCGACCUGGGCCACAGUUUCUACUUUGUCUUCUCUGGCCAAGUGGCCGUCACCAUGGAUACGGACGGCAGCAGCGCCUUCGUGGACAAGGAGCCAAUCCUCAUCAAGAAGGGCAUGAGCUUCGGGGACGUGGCCCUGAUCAAAGGGGUGCGGAGGAACGCCACCGUGGUGUGUGUGGAGGAGACGGAGCUGAUGGUCAUCGACAAGGAGGACUUCUUCGCCAACAAGAUGGACGUGGAGCUCAAACGAGAGUUUCUCUACCGCUUCAACUUCUUCAGGUCACUGGAGCUGGUGUCUUCCUGGUCCAAUACCCUAAUCGAGCGGCUGGCUGACCGCUCCAAAGCUGAGCAGUUCCGCUACGGCCACAUCAUCGUCAGGGACACCAACGACAUGGGCAACCUCAUGUUUAUCGCACAGGGCUUGUGUGAUGUUUUUCGAGAAGUGGACUUGACCAAGUGCAAGGCAUACCAGCGUUUGCUAAAACAUCAGAAGAAGGCAGAGGUUCGUGCCAGGCACGCCUUACAGAAGCAGCAAGGUGGUGCUGUGUCCCACAGGAUAAGCACACAGAGAGUCUCUCCUAACCAUAUGAAAGCUCCAGUUGGUGACGACACAUCCGCUUGGUUUCUGAUUGACACCCUGACACAGGGCAGCACAUUUGGCCUGAAUGAGUACCUGAUCCCCCAGAGGCAGCGUGACGGCCGCAGCCUGACGCUGGUGAGCCACAGUGUUGAGGUGCUGCGCGUGGAGAAGACCUGCUUUGAUGAGCUGGUGGACAAGGAAACACUCACCAAGCUCAAGGACGUGCAGAAGACCUACCCCAGUGACGAGGAGCUGUGUGACGUGAUGCUGCGUCACCGGCGGUGGGAGGAGUUUAAGCAGGGCGUGGUCAUGGACGUCAUGAAUCACUUCAAGCGGCGUGACAUCGGUGACAUCACCGCUUACUGGGACGUUACGACCAACAGCAAAAGCCCCGUCAAGGCCACCGCCACCUCUGGCAAAUCCACCUGAAUGGGUACACACCCUUCCACUACCCAGCAACCACCGACCACUCAUGGACAACAAGAGGGGAAAAGGUUGGGGCAGGCGUGUGCGCGCGUGUGUGUGUAUGUGUGUGAAAUAAAGUAAAGAUUACUCAGUUGGAAUUCA
Molecule: messenger RNA, 1712 nt
Organism: Engraulis encrasicolus (European anchovy)
Lineage: Eukaryota; Metazoa; Chordata; Actinopteri; Clupeiformes; Engraulidae
Product: cyclic nucleotide-binding domain-containing protein 2-like
Exons: 12
Coding region: 126-1574 (482 amino acids)
Biological process (GO): spermatogenesis
Molecular function (GO): cAMP binding
Source: RefSeq, a predicted model, not a curated record